AUGGCUCAACAACUGGACGAUAUCACUGAUUGCUCAACUUGCGACAGUGACAGCGAUACCACUAUGGCUGAAUCCCCGCGCCACAGCCUUACCAAGAAUUUUGGCUACACUCAACCAAGGGAAGCAAAUUUCACGAUACGACGAAGAGGUCCAUUGGUGACCAACAGUGCACCAAAACGACCGGUGCGGCGUUCAUCUAGAUUAUCGCCUUUCUGCACAUUCUUGACAUGGUUGGUGAUUAGUAUUAUCUUCUUUUUCGAAGUGCCCCCUUUGGUGAAUUCAAUUCUCGACCUGUUCGAGCCAGCUCUACGCGAGCCAAGUUUACCUCCUCUGGAUCCUCUCCAGGUCGCGUUGAACUUGACGCAGGCUUUCCAUCCACUUCGGCAACAUUCAAUGGACUUGGGCUCUUUGAGUGAAGAAUUGGCUCAAGCGCAAUUUGCCAUGUACCAAGCUGGCAACGAGCUCGAAAAGGGCUGGGGUCAAGACAUUUGGUCGGACCAUAAAACCCGCUUGAGCGAUGUCAUAGACCAGCACCUUAGUGACCACAACCGUUUGGGCAACUUGAUCAACUACCGCCAUACAGAUAUCAUGCUCUUCAAACUUUCUCUAGACGCGCUUAGCAACCACACAUCCAUGUCUCUUGAGCUGUUCACCGAGAAGGUUCAGGAGGUGCGAGGAUUAGCACAUGCCCAAACACAACUUGGCCCUGUGUUCGGUUUCUGGAUUCGCCGCGAAGCCGAUCGGAAGAUCGUGUCUUACCUCAAAUGGUAUCUGAAGCAAGAAUCAGAGGAGCUCCGGGAGCUUCUCAUGCAAGGAGCCAAGAUAGAAGAGUUUCUGCACCACGACGAGAACACAUGGACAAGUCUUACAAAGUGGCGAGCACAAAACCAUCCUCAUGUCGAACCACUUGUAUUCGGGAGCGGGAAAUUCCAGAAAUGGUGGGGGUCAAAGAGACAGAUCCACGAAAUGGGCUGGCGAGAGUACUUUGCCGAGACGCCGUACGAUGCAAUCCGCCACGAGGUCUCGAGAAUCAUGGAGCUCUUGCGCAAGUAUUCCGUGGACUUCGAAGACGCACUUGCUGUUGCGAACGCCUCUACGAGAAGCUACAAGGCCGGCGAUGUGCAGGAUUCAUCAGCAGCGGAGCUCGAGAAUCUUGCCGCUGCACUGAGAAUCAACAGGGUCGGCCAUGAGUCAACCGCGCUUGAGUAG
Exophiala bonariae is the source of this 1209-nucleotide messenger RNA. RefSeq lists its product as uncharacterized. The record is from RefSeq and is a predicted model, not a curated record. NCBI's taxonomy places the organism in Eukaryota, Fungi, Ascomycota, Eurotiomycetes, Chaetothyriales, Herpotrichiellaceae. Bases 1 to 1209 code for a protein of 402 amino acids. The transcript has 2 exons.